Molecule: messenger RNA, 2386 nt
Organism: Amyelois transitella
Lineage: Eukaryota; Metazoa; Arthropoda; Insecta; Lepidoptera; Pyralidae
Gene: Galk
Product: N-acetylgalactosamine kinase
Exons: 1
Coding region: 411-1919 (502 amino acids)
Biological process (GO): carbohydrate phosphorylation; galactose metabolic process
Cellular component (GO): cytoplasm; cytosol
Molecular function (GO): protein binding; ATP binding; galactokinase activity
Source: RefSeq, a predicted model, not a curated record
AGUCAUCUCUCUCAGCGGUCAGUUCCCAAGAACAUAUUUCUCCUUUAAAUUUUAGGUUAGGUAGAGAUACAAAGUUUUAAUUUACAACAGUGAAAGUUGUUAAUCAUUAUUAUCAAAAAUCGGGCUACGCGUACUCAUCAGGGAUUUCACGUAUCAAACGGACGUCAUACCAUUUAUACCUACAAGGAAUUGGCAUUGUUAGAAAUUCCUAUUGUGGACUUAAAAUACUACUGAAGUGUAAAAAAUUGUAAACAGUGCAUUGUGAACACAGACUGCCAGUAAGCUGUGUAUUGGUGUCGCUUGUUGAGUGUACGGCUUGAUAAGAACAGUUUUAUUUUCAGUCGUUUGUCUACCACUGUGCCGCGUAGUUGUUUGUUUACAUUCAUAUUUUUACAUCGUUUUCCUCAAAAAUGAGUUGCAAAUUCAAAGUGGACAUAGUACCAAUUGUGAGAAUUCCCAAUGAUGAACGUAUUCAAAGAUUAUCUGCAGUUUUUGGGGAACAGUUUCAACGAAAUCCAUCUUUUUACGUGCGAGUACCGGGCCGCGUCAAUAUUAUUGGGGAACACAUCGAUUACUGCGGUUACCCAGUGCUGCCCAUGGCGUUGGAGCAGGACAUCAUAAUAGCAACCGGAAUAACAGAUGCAGCGGAAAUUAAUAUACGGAAUGUUGAUAGUAAAUACGAUGAAGUAAAUAUAGAAAUGUAUAAAAUUAACGAGAUAGAACUUGAACCAGAUGCAACUGGAAAGCCGUUUUGGUAUAAUUAUGUGAUUUGUGGAAUCAAAGGUGCCUUGGAAUAUUUAAAAGUUUCUAGUAAUAACAUUUUGGAAUUGAAUGGACUACAAAUGUUAGUGGAAGGUAAUAUUCCACCGGCUUCAGGGCUCUCCAGUUCAUCAGCUUUAGUGAGCGCUGCAUGCUUAUCUUUUUUAUAUGCACAAAAUGCAACUCUUACCAAGACUGAGAUUGCUUCACUGUGUGCUAAUUGUGAGCGAUAUAUCGGCACUCAAGGAGGAGGUAUGGAUCAAGCCAUAGCAUUCCUCGCAGAGAAGUACAGCGCUCAAUACAUAACAUUUAAUCCAUUAAGUGCUUCUCCCGUAUCUCUGCCAGAAGAUGCAAGCUUUGUCGUCGCUCACAGUCUUGCAGAACUAAACAAAGCCGCGACAAACGAUUUCAAUCGACGGGUAAUAGAAUGUAGACUCGCUGCUAAGAUUAUAAGUGUUCUUGAAAGUGUUUCACAAGAUAAGAAAAUAAUCACUUUAAGUGAAGUACAAAAUAUUCUUGGCAAUUCUUUUGAUGAAAUGGUUUCUCUCGUUUACAAAUAUUUGCCUAAAGAUCUGUACACCAAAGAAGAAGUCUGCAGUAUUUUAAAUGUCACUGAACCAGAAAUGGAAAGUUCAUACUUGACCCCGAAUACGAAACAUCUCACAGAAUUCAAGUUAAGACAAAGAGCUUUGCACGUGUACGAAGAGGCAAAACGAGUCGAGGAUUUUCGUAACAUAUGUAAAUCGGGAACCAUGAACGGAAAUGGUCAUACGAACGGGUUCAACGGCAGCUGCCAAAAAAAUUACGAUGAUACUAAAGAAACUAUAAAUAUUCUGGGUCAACUAAUGUCCGAUAGUCACGAAAGUUUGAGAAAGUUGUACGAAUGCUCUCAUAGUAACCUGGACCGGCUUGUUGACUUAUCAAAACAAAUGAAUAUCCAUUCUCGCCUAACAGGCGCAGGUUGGGGCGGCUGCAUCGUCGCACUAUGUCCAAAAAAUGAAACGCAGAAAUACAUCGACUAUUUAAUUGAACAUUUUUAUGUUAACUUUUGUAAUAUCGAUAAAACCAAAGCCAAAAAAUACGUGUUUGCUACAACACCAAACUUUGGUGCAAGAAUUUUAACUGAUAGCAAUUGUACUAACAACGAAGAAGAAGUAUAACUGUAUAAAUUUGUGUCAAUUUAAAAUGUAUCACCGGUACCAAAUAUAAGUCAAUCUUGUUUAGCUGAGAAGGUUUUCUAUCUUAUUACCUAAGAAAGUUAUAAGGAGAAACAAUCAUAAAACAUUAUAAACUUUUUUGCAUUUAUGUAAUAAAAUAUAUAGUUAAACAAUAUAAUCAAAUACGUACACUAGUUUGUACUUCUAAAGCAUAACAAAUUUGUAUACCUACUUACCUUUGUAGAUGAUAAAUUAAAAGUAAAUAAGAUAAAAAUAAUUUAAGUAAGUUUCUAAACCUGCAGCUACAAGUUUGUCUUAUAAACUUCUUUGUUAUUAUCAUGGCUUGUGCAUUUUAUUUAUACUUAAGUUAAUUAAUAUUUAUUAUUAAGUUAAUUCAUACUCAUUAUUAAGUUAAUCAUUUCAUUGUUUAAUUUGUCCCAUCGAUUAAAAUAUGGAUAUUUUCUGAUAUU